UUCGGGAGGGAUAGCAGCGCCGCCGUGCCGAGCGUCUUCUUCGUCCCCGGCGCCCGCUCCCGGUCCUCGUGAUCGAGCACCGACGACGCCGGAGGACUUGGCGGGAAGGGGCGCGCCGCCGUGCGCUCGGCGCCGCAUGUCUGCUUGUUGAUCUUGGGAGGUCGGAUCGGAUCGGAGCGCGGCGGCCGCGAGGUGCUGAUGCGGACGGCCAUGGGGGAGCCGGGGCCGGGCCGGAGGAGGCUGUACCAGGUGUGGAAAGGAAGCAAUAAAUUCCUCUGCGGCGGGCGGCUCAUCUUCGGCCCCGACGCGGGCUCCCUGCUCCUAUCCACCGUCCUCAUCGCGAACCCUCUCGCCGGGCUGUGCUUCCAGUGCAUCACUAAGCUCAACUCCGGCACCUCCGACAAGCAGGCUCUCGGCGUGCCUGCCCUCGUCGCCACCAUCCUUCUCGGCCUAGCGGACCUGGCGUUCCUGCUCCUGACGUCGAGCCGGGACCCCGGGAUCGUGCCGAGGAACGCGCGCCCGCCGGAGCGCGGCCGCGGCGACGACGAUCCCGCCGCCGCCACCGUCGAGGACGACGACGUCGCCAUGCCGUCCGCCGAGUGGAUGCUGAUCGCGGCGGCGAGCCUGCACCUCCGGCUGCCGCGCACCCGGGACGUGCCCGUCGCCGGCGGGCACGUCGUCCGGGUCAAGUACUGCGACACGUGCCUGCUGUACCGGCCGCCGCGCGCGUCGCACUGCUCCGUCUGCAACAAUUGCGUCCACAAGUUCGACCACCACUGCCCCUGGGUCGGCCAGUGCAUCGGCCUGCGCAACUACCGGUUCUUCUUCCUCUUCAUCGCGACGUCCUCGUUCCUGUGCCUCUACGUCUUCGCGCUGUCCUGGCUGAACAUCGCCGCGCAGAGGGGGAGCCACGGCGGGUCGCUGCUCCGGUCCAUGGCCGGCGAGCCGCUGUCCCUCGUGCUCAUCGUCUACACCUUCGUCUCCGCGUGGUUCGUCGGCGGCCUCACCGUGUUCCACAUCUACCUCAUGAGCACCAACCAGACCACGUACGAGAACUUCAGGUACCGGUACGACAAGAAGGAGAACCCGUACGACCGGGGCGUGCUGGCCAACAUCUCCGAGGUGUUCUGCACCGGGAUGCCGCCGUCGAUGAACAGGUUCCGGGCAUGGGUGGAGCCGCCGGAGCCGCUCAUCGACGGCGGGCCGCUCGCCUCGAGGAACAAGAUCGACCUCGUCGGCCCGGACGAGAAGCUGCUGGUCGACCUGGAAACGGGGCACCGCCACCCCGGCGGCGGCGUUCCGGCGAUCCUGCAGGGGCUGCACUACGCGGAGAUGGAGAAGAACGGAGCCAGCGUGCACAUCAAGGACCGGCAGUCCGCGGAGGCGCCGGACCCGUUCAUGAUCCCGGAGGCGCCGCAGCACGACGACGGCGAAGUUGAGUGAGGCAGUGAUCGGCGAUGACCAGCAGGUGGCAAGAUUCAUUGCAAUUUUUGGAAUGGUGAUCUUAGGUGUAUCUGCAACGGCGACCUUCUUGGGAUGCUGAGUUUACUUGUCAGGUUUGCAACGACCUGCCGUUGCUUCCAUGGAAUUGCACAAAGAGAGGCGCGUCC
Panicum virgatum (switchgrass) is the source of this 1610-nucleotide messenger RNA. Its product is annotated as probable protein S-acyltransferase 4. Gene Ontology annotation, molecular function: protein-cysteine S-palmitoyltransferase activity. The transcript is spliced from 5 exons. Gene Ontology annotation, biological process: peptidyl-L-cysteine S-palmitoylation; protein targeting to membrane. Bases 199 to 1443 code for a protein of 414 amino acids. The record is from RefSeq and is a predicted model, not a curated record. Lineage: Eukaryota; Viridiplantae; Streptophyta; Magnoliopsida; Poales; Poaceae. Gene Ontology annotation, cellular component: endoplasmic reticulum; Golgi apparatus.